Trichophyton rubrum CBS 118892 is the source of this 792-nucleotide messenger RNA. RefSeq lists its product as uncharacterized. The coding region runs from base 1 to 792 and encodes 263 amino acids. The transcript is spliced from 3 exons. Gene Ontology annotation, biological process: ubiquitin-dependent protein catabolic process. The record is from RefSeq and is a predicted model, not a curated record. NCBI's taxonomy places the organism in Eukaryota, Fungi, Ascomycota, Eurotiomycetes, Onygenales, Arthrodermataceae. Gene Ontology annotation, cellular component: proteasome core complex; nucleus; proteasome core complex, alpha-subunit complex.
AUGUUUAGAAAUAACUAUGACAAUGACUCCGUUACUUUUUCGCCCCAAGGCCGGAUAUUUCAGGUUGAAUAUGCACAGGAGGCUGUCAAGCAAGGCUCGGUGGUAGUCGGCAUAGUCAGCAAGACACACGCUGUCCUGGCCGCUCUCAAGCGAAAUGCGGAGGAGCUGUCGUCAUACCAAAAGAAGGUCAUUGCAGUUGAUUCCCACAUGGGAAUUGCGAUCGCUGGUCUUGCCUCUGAUGCCCGUGUGCUAUCGAACUUUAUGAAACAACAAUCCCUGGCUUCGAAGAUGACAUACGGCCGCCCUCUCCAAGUAGAACGUAUCGUCAGCCGAAUUGGAGACCGUGCCCAAACAAACACACAGGUUUAUGGAAAGAGACCAUAUGGCGUCGGUUUACUGAUUGCAGGUGUGGAUGAAGCCGGGCCUCACCUGUUCGAGUUCCAGCCCUCCGGCAUGACGCAGGAGAUGGUUGCCUGCGCAAUUGGAGCUAGAAGCCAAAUGGCUAGAACGUACCUAGAGCGGAACUUGGAUUCGUUUGCCGACUGUGGCCGUGAGGCUUUGAUCAACCAUGCGCUGAAGGCUCUGAAGGAGAGUUUGUCACAGGACCGAGAAUUGACAAUCGACAAUACAACUGUGGGUGUUACUGGUGUUCCAAGUGCGGCCACCAACGGAAAGAUCGAUACUUUUAAGUUAUACGAUGGACCAGACGUGACGGCUUUCCUCGAGAGUGCAAAUGAAGAGACGGCAUCGAGCGAGACCAAGCCGUCAGAGGACAUGGAGGUGGAUUCGUGA